Ooceraea biroi (clonal raider ant) is the source of this 3105-nucleotide messenger RNA. It is a transcript of the gene STUB1, whose product is annotated as STIP1 homology and U-box containing protein 1. The record is from RefSeq and is a predicted model, not a curated record. Gene Ontology annotation, molecular function: ubiquitin protein ligase activity; protein-folding chaperone binding. Gene Ontology annotation, biological process: protein polyubiquitination; proteasome-mediated ubiquitin-dependent protein catabolic process; cellular response to misfolded protein. NCBI's taxonomy places the organism in Eukaryota, Metazoa, Arthropoda, Insecta, Hymenoptera, Formicidae. Gene Ontology annotation, cellular component: cytoplasm; Z disc.
UAUCGUGUCGAUCACAGUCGAUGACUCAACAGAACCAAAAUGAAACUUCGAACGUUUCUUUGAGGUUAGACGAGAGUGUCGCGAUCAUUGCAUGUGCUAAUACGGUUUCCACCACGCAUAAUUAAUUGAUCGUGCAUGUAGUACAGCCACAGCGCAUACCGUCCGCCAUCAUGAGUAAGAUGUAUUCGACAGCGAAUCUAUCUGAUAAGGAACUAAAGGAACAAGGGAAUCAUCUCUUUAGUCUGCACAAAUAUGAAGACGCAGCAAAUUGUUACACAAAGGCGAUUAUAAAGAAUCCAGAUCAAGCGUUAUACUUCACAAAUCGGGCAUUGUGUCAUUUAAAACUGAAACAAUGGGAAUCCGUGUGCAAAGAUUGCAGACGAGCCUUGGACAUGGAUCCCUGUCUGAUGAAAGGGCAUUUUUUUUUGGGACUCGCUCUUUUGGAACUAGAGCUCUUCGAUGAAGCAGUGAAGCACUUGCAGAGAGCUGUAGACUUGGCAAAGGAGCAGAAACUGAAUUAUGGAGAUGAUAUCACCAGUGUAUUGCGGCAGGCCCGUAAACGUCGUUUCCAAGUGAGAGAGGAACAAAGAAUCGCCCAGGACAUUGAAUUGCAGACUUACCUGAGUCAGCUGAUCAUCGACGAUGCAAAGCGCAACUUAACAGAUUUGCAAGAACAGGAGACGACGAAAGAUACCGAUGCAGAAGCGAGUUCGGCCGAGUUCACCAGGAGAAAAGAGGAAAUUGAGGAAAAGAGAGACACCUGCAUAUCGCGGCUCAACGAUCUCUUUGCCAAAGUCGACGAGAGGAGGAGGAAAAGGGAAGUGCCUGACUACUUAUGUGGCAAAAUCAGCUUCGAAAUUCUGCAGGAACCGGUAAUUACGCCGAGUGGAAUCACAUACGAGCGGAAGGACAUCGAGGAACAUCUUCAACGAGUUGGCCACUUUGAUCCAGUCACACGUGUCCGUCUAACGCAGGAUCAGCUAAUCCCGAAUCUAGCGAUGAAGGAAGUGGUCGAUACUUUUCUGCAGGAAAACGAAUGGGCCUUGCACUACUGAUGUUGAGUUUGCAUAGAUUUACUGCCUUAAGUUAAACCAAUAGCACUUCUCGAUAAAAAAAAAGAAAAUUUGACUUUUCGAUAAAAAGGUUUAUUAGGGCAGCAUAUCCAAGAAAUCUCAAGGAUGUAAAAUAGUAGUAUAUAUAAAGAAUUAAGUAUUUUGUUAUCGUUAAAUAUUUGUGUGAAAUAUGCUAUAUAUAAAACGUAAAACGUUAUUGUUAUCAGAUAUGUAGCGAAUAAUUAGCGUAAGAAUUAUACAAAUCUAUAAAGUAUGCGUUAAUUUCGUAAAUGCUGAUAAUUAGUUUGCAUACGGAUUUUCAGUUAAUUUUAUAACCAAUAGUUCUCGAUUGCAAAAAUUAGUAUUUUCAAAAACCGUGUUUUUAACAAGAUUAAAAAAUCAAAAUUUGCGCUAAAAUUAAAGUCGAGAAUUGAUAUUGAGAAAAUUCAAGAAAAGUUUAAAAGUUUAAGUUCUAGCAGUGACUCGAAGGGUAAUAUAAAAUAAUAAGCGCUUAUACAUAUGUAAUUUUUGUUUUUCUAUAAACAAUAAAUUAUUUAUUUUAUCACUAAUAUUAUUAUCCUUGCUUACUCAUUGUCUGCUAAAAAGAUAUUUUUUAUUUCAAUAUUAGCUUUGUAUUAAGGGAGCAUAUACCUUUCUCCGAGCAAAAACUUGGCAUAUUUCAUGAUUUUUUUCUGGCGAAAAUAUAAAAGUUACGAGAAUUAGGUUUUUCAUAAAUGAAAGUACACAUUUUAGCUUACGUUUUCUGUUUUUUUAUUUCUUAUUUAUAAUUGGAAGUGUUUCCCGCCCUAGAUCCUGCGCGUCAUACAGCGGUUUGCGGUACCAGCGAAAUCUCUGACCUGGUUCAUCUGAAAUAAAACAAUCGAAGAGUCUUAAAAUUUAUGAUAUUUUUUAGUCCCUCUCAGAUGCGAAUUUUUUAAUUUUGAUUUUUAACAAAAUGGCGGACGUUCAAACUGAAGACAUCGAUUUUUGGCCGAAAUUUUCAUUUUGUUUCUCAAAAUAAAAUAGAAACAAUUAAAAAGGUGCAAAAAGCAUUCGACUAGGGACUAGAAAAUUUUACAUGCUUGCGGUAGCUCAAAACCGCUUUCAAAUCAGUUGAGCCGUGUUCGAGUCUCGGCUGGUAGCGAUUUUGAAAACAUGAUUUCGAGAAAAACGCUUCUAAAGUUUUACAACAGGUUUACACUAUAAUAAAAUUGAUUUAUUUUAACUUACAUAAAAUUAUCUAUACCAUAAAAUGGGUCCUCCUUAGCUGAAUUAUCUUCUUCCAAUUGACUUUUGACAAGUCGACGAUGAAUCUCAGCCUCUCGAGUCGCGUGUUGCGUGCGAAUGUCCGCUUGGCAGAAUCGACGAGUAUCACUUGCAGCUGCGAAUUACGCUGCAUUUUGCCAGGUUUUAUACUCAUUGCAUUCAUUAUUUUUAGCAAAGAUGUGGCUCCUUCAUUUAAUAAGCAAACAGCUAUAUAAGUCGCUGUUUCUACGAUGCGAGUACUACUACUGUUUGUAAUUUUUGGAGCCAUUCUCCAAAAAAAUUAAAUUAUUGUAACUUUCGUUGUUAUUUUGUGUAAACCCGCCGAGACAACGAUUUAGUAACGUUUCUGUAAUAUGUACGUUAUGCUACAUUUGGAAUAGAUUAAAAAAACAGGUUUUACAGGGGCGUGCCGCUCCACUAAGGCAACCGUAUGCUUGUGCAUCGCGCAGUAAAAAGCGCUGUAUCUUCUAUAGUUGUUCGAAUUUCAAAAAACCGACUUCAGGAUUUCAUUCUUAAGACGUUAAACGUUCAAAAUAUGCAAAAAACAAUCGAUUUUUUCAACCCGAGAAAGGUAUAUGCCUUCUUAACUGUUUGACAGUGAAGAGAAAUUCAAAUCCACUCAAGGUAUUUAUUUUAACAUUCAACUGACAACAAUAUAUUCAUGUAUGUAUAUAUAUAUAUAUAUGUAUGUAUAUAUAUAUGUACAAUUUUACGUAUACGCAAUAUUAUUGUAUAUAUUGUAUCGCAAUCAUCGCAAUCAUACCUAAUAAUAAUUAUUCUUACCGUC